AUGUGAGAUACGGACUUGUGUUGUGGAGAAAUAAAAACCACUCUCAACUCAAGCGUGAACUUUUUUUUUUAGCAACAUUUCAGCCUUUUACACAUGGAGACCUGACGAAAGACACGCUUUCCGAUGGUGACCCGGAUCACUUCGCCGUGUUAUUUAUUAUUAAGUCUUCAACAUUUCUGUCGUUUUUCUCUUCAUCAUGGAAGCGCGUGCUGCAGGGCGCACUCGCGGUCUAAUGUUCGUGGUAGUUUUGUUUCUGUUGAAACCAACUGCUGGGGGGUUUACGGUCAGCCCUUUGGUGACUGAAACUUAUUUAUCUGCCGACACUGAGGAUUCAGAUCAAUCCACCGAUGUACCAACUUCCUCUAGAGCAGUGAUCAGCGAGAGGACAGCGAGGUUUGGAUACACUUCCAGAUCAGAAAUCUCAGAUCUCCAUCCGAGUGUUUCAGAGAGGGAAUCUCCUCACACUGCCACUGAUCAGAGUUCUUUGACUGAGGUCACGGAGCGCUGGGCAACAGAAAACGGAUCAGAUAUGUCCAUUGAAUUGCUGGACUCCAGCCCUGCAUUAAGCGCUAACACAGUGAGUGAGUGGGAAGAUCCUUCUACAAUAGCCAAUAUCACAAAUGCCUAUACAGUAACAGAGGGGUGGCUACCUGCACGUGAGUUCAGCACUGUGAGAGAGCUCACUGUGACAAAGCUGACUGAGUCAGAUCAAAUAGACCAGGAUACUACAGAAUCUGGUUCAAUCAUCUUCAAGCAGGAACACACAGGCCAGGAUACUAAAGAAUCUGGUUCAGUCAUCUUCAAGCAGAAACACACAGACCAGGAUACUACAGAAUCUGGUUCAAUCAUCUUCAAGCAGGAACACACAGGCCAGGAUACUAAAGAAUCUGGUUCAAUCAUCUUCAAGCAGAAACACACAGACCAGGAUACUACAGAAUCUGGUUCAAUCAUCUUCAAGCAGGAACACACAGGCCAGGAUACUAAAGAAUCUGGUUCAAGCACCUUCAAGCAGAAACACACAGACCAGGAUACUACAGAAUCUGGUUCAAGCACCUUCAAGCAGAAACACACAGACCAGGAUACUACAGCUAUUGGUUCAAGCACCUUCAGGCAGAAACACACAGACCAGGAUACUAGAGAAUCAGGCUCAAGCACCUUCAAGCAGAAAAACACAGACCAGGAUACUACAGCAAUUGGUUUAAGCACCUUCAAGCAGAAACACACAGACCAGGAUACUACAGAAUCUGGUUCAAGCACCUUCAAGCAGAAGCACACAGACCAGGAUACUACAGCAAUUGGUUUAAGCACCUUCAAGCAGAAACACACAGACCAGGAUACUACAGCAAUUGGUUUAAGCACCUUCAAGCAGAAACACACAGACCAGGAUACUACAGAAUCUGGUUCAAGCACCUUCAAGCAGAAACACACAGACCAGGAUACUACAGCAAUUGGUUUAAGCACCUUCAAGCAGAAACACACAGACCAGGAUACUACAGAAUCUGGUUCAAGCACCUUCAAGCAGAAACACACAGACCAAGAUACUACAGCAAUUGGUUUAAGCACCUUCAAGCAGAAACACAAAGACCAGGAUACUACAGAAUCUGGUUCAAGCACCUUCAAGCAGAAACACACAGACCAGGAUACUACAGCAAUUGGUUUAAGCACCUUCAAGCAGAAACACACAGACCAGGAUACUACAGAAUCUGGUUCAAGCACCUUCAAGCAGAAACACACAGACCAGGGUACUACAGAAUCUGGUUCAAGCACCUUCAGGCAGAAACACACAGACCAGGAUACUACAGAAUCUGGUUCAAGCACCUUCAGGCAGAAACACACAGACCAAGAUACUACAGAAUCUGGUUCAAGCACCUUCAAGCAGAAACACACAGACCAGGAUACUACAGAAUCUGGUUCAAGCACCUUCAAGCAGAAACACACAGACCAGGAUACUACAGCAAUUGGUUUAAGCACCUUCAAGCAGAAACACACAGACCAGGAUACUACAGAAUCUGGUUCAAGCACCUUCAAGCAGAAACACACAGACCAGGGUACUACAGAAUCUGGUUCAAGCACCUUCAGGCAGAAACACACAGACCAGGAUACUACAGAAUCUGGUUCAAGCACCUUCAGGCAGAAACACACAGACCAAGAUACUACAGAAUCUGGUUCAAGCACCUUCAGGCAGAAAUACACAGACCAGGAUACUACAGAAUCUGGUUCAAGCACCUUCAAUCAGAAAUACACAGACCAGGAUACUACAGAAUCUGGUUCAAGCACCUUCAAUCAGAAAUACACAGACCAGGAUACUACAGAAUCUGGUUCAAGCACCUUUAGGCAGAAACGUGCAGACCAAGAUACUACAGAAUCUGGUUCAAGCACCUUCAGGCAGAAACACACAGACCAGGAUACUACAGAAUCUGGUUCAAGCACCUUCAGGCAGAAACACACAGACCAGGAUACUACAGAAUCUGGUUCAAGCACCUUCAGGCAGAAACACACAGACCAGGAUACUACAGAAUCUGGUUCAAGCACCUUCAGGCAGAAACACACAGACCAGGAUACUACAGAAUCUGGUUCAAGCACCUUCAAUCAGAAAUACACAGACCAGGAUACUACAGAAUCUGGUUCAAGCACCUUCAAGCAGAAAUACACAGACCAAGAUACUACAGAAUCUGGUUCAAGCACCUUCAGGCAGAAACACACAGACCAGGAUACUACAGAAUCUAGUUCAAGCACCUUCAGGCAGAAACACACAGACCAGGAUACUACAGAAUCUGGUUCAAGUACCUUCAAUCAGAAAUACACAGACCAGGAUACUACAGAAUCUGGUUCAAGCACCUUUAGGCAGAAACGUGCAGACCAAGAUACUACAGAAUCUGGUUCAAGCACCUUCAGGCAGAAACACACAGACCAGGAUACUACAGAAUCUGGUUCAAGCACCUUCAGGCAGAAACACACAGACCAAGAUACUACAGAAUCUGGUUCAAGCACCUUCAAGCAGAAAUACACAGACCAGGAUACUACAGAAUCUGGUUCAAGCACCUUCAAUCAGAAAUACACAGACCAGGAUACUACAGAAUCUGGUUCAAGCACCUUCAAGCAGAAACACACAGACCAGGAUACUACAGAAUCUGGUUCAAGCACCUUUAGGCAGAAACGUGCAGACCAGGAUGCUACAGAAUCUGGUUCAAGCACCUUCAAUCAGAAAUACACAGACCAGGAUACUACAGAAUCUGGUUCAAGCACCUUCAAUCAGAGAUACACAGACCAGGAUACUACAGUAUUUGGUUCAAACACUGAUAGCACCUACAUCUCCAGUACAGUAAGCCAUGCUGGAGGGCACACUCUGCUGUCCAUCACAUCCAACAGCACCUCUCCAUAUGUAGGAGACACCAGCUUCAGCUCCUCAGAGAUAGCUCCGAAUGCUGUCACUCGGCAGGUGGACGAGACAAGGGUUACUAAGCAUAUGGAGUACACUGAGAAUACCGAGUCUGGCCGUAGUGAGGCAACGCCAGAGGAUGUUCCUACAAAUGCCACCCAGAAGGAAGUCUUUGAGGUCUCUCAUGGUUCCCAGACUACCCAGUCUCACACAAGAGAGCCCACUGUAACAGGAUCAGAUUUUGAUUCGAUGCCUAAGACUAGCAAUCCCAGCUCUACUCCUCCUCUUACAGUUAUCAAUAGCUCUGACAGUGAUAUGGACACCACAGCCAGUUCUUCCACAAACCAGAGCUUCUAUACAGACAGCAGUUCACCUUCAUCCUUCAUCCCUCCAUCUGUGGUGCCAGAUGAUACUCAUACCAAUGUGACUGAGCAGGAUGGUGAGACCACUGAGACUUUUACAGGUUCUGUGAGUACCAGUACAGUUAAGAAACCAGAUGAGCCCAGGACAUUUAUGGGAGAAACUACUAUUCCUGGCCUGACUACUGUACCUUCCACACUCUGGGAAUUGACUACCAGUGUGCAUGAGACCCAGUCCACUCACCACACCCUCUUCUCCCAAACCGAUAGUCCUCCAGAACCCACAGAGGAGCUGAGCACAGCUACAAGACCUUUGACCCACAAGCCACCAUUUACAGAGGAGAACACUCAUAAGGCUAGCACUGUCCCUGACACUAGCACAACACUAACUAGCAAAGGCACCACAGCACCACUUACAACACAGCAGUUUCAAGCCAGCACCACUGAAGAGGUUUACAGUAUGCCACACAGUACCCUCUCUGUCACAGAGACCACUAAGAAGACCACAACCACCACAGAACAGCAAAACCCCACGACUGGAACAGCUACUCCCUCUCUGUCUGGCAGUUCAUCUCAAUCUGGAGCUGGAGCUACUGAUGUGAGCACACUGCACAUUGAGACCAGCACUGCUACACCAGGCAGCACCUCAGCAGACAGCCAGCACACUACUACAUCCUAUAAGAGCACUCCAACCAUAAGCACUGUGGUAAUAACCACAGCAAAGCGCUCUGAGACUGAAGCCACAACCACGCAAAUGCCCACGAAGUCAAGCCUGACUCCUGGUCAUAUGUGUAGGCCUCAAAUCUGUGCAAAUGGAGGCAAAUGUGUGACAACUUUGGGUGGCUACAGAUGCGAGUGUCUACCUGCUUGGAGAGGAGAAAACUGCACUGAGGAUGUGGAUGAGUGUGUGAGCAGCCCAUGCCCUCAAGACUCACUGUGUGUGAACACCAGGGGCUCGUUCAGCUGUGACUGUGCCCUGGGUUAUGACUUGCAAGAUGGACGAAGCUGUACACAAACAAAGACGUUCUUAGGGAUUUUCAGUAUGAAUAAUUCUCUGCAUGACUCGCACAGAGAGAUCUUACAGUUGUUGAAUGCCUCACUGUCCAGCCUGCGUGGUUAUAGACGUUCAACUCUGCGGCAUUGGGACGGGUUGCACAUAAUGGCUGUGAACAUGUUCACUAUGUCUGCUAAUGUGACCAGCACUGACAUCUUCAGCAGGAUCCAAAUGUCUAUAACAAACUGCAACAAACCACAGUCCCACUGCUCUUUAAAGCAUCAACACCAGCUCACUUAUCAAGUGGGGAGUCUGUGCUCAGCCCAGCAGAACAGAUGUGACACUCAGUAUGCUGUAUGCAAUGAUAGUGAUGGAACCCCAUACUGUCAGUGCCAUGAAGGAUACUUCAAAAAGAACCCAGAGGACAGCACAUGUAGAGACUGUGGUGAUGGCUUUAGACUUGUUAAUGGAACUUGUAUAGAAUGUCCGUUUGGAUUUGGGGGAUUCAACUGCAAUAACUUUUAUGGGCUGAUAGCAAAGGUAGUUUCUCCUGCUGCUGGGGGGUUGUUGCUCAUCGUUGUCAUUGCUCUCAUCGUUACCUGCUGCAGGAAGGACAAGAAUGACAUUAACAAAAUCAUCUUCAAAAGCGGGGAUCUUCAAAUGUCUCCAUAUGGUGAUUUUCCCAAAAGUAGUCGUGUAUCAAUGGAGUGGGGCAGGGAGACCAUUGAGAUGCAAGAAAAUGGCAGUACCAAGAAUCUCUUGCAGAUGACGGAUAUCUAUUACUCUCCAGCUCUGCGGAACGCUGAUCUGGAUAGGAAUGGGUUUUAUCCAUUCUCAGGCCUGCCUGGUUCACGGCACUCCUGCAUUUACCCAGCACAGUGGAACCCAUCAUUUAUCAGUGACGACUCACGGCGGAGGGAUUAUUUUUGACCUCACACACUGCCUUGGACUGAAUCAUCAGUGCUCUCAUAAAGAAUGUAGCAAAGGCUCCAGAGCAGGAUGGAGCUGAGCAUGGAUAGGGAAAACACUGACCACUAAGUAGCCUAUGAAUGUGAAAAUGAGCUGGCAGGAAAGAAAUCAAAAUCAUUUCAUCCGCUUCUUAGAACUGUGAAAUAAUCACAAGCGGAACUGUGCUCAAUAUAAAUGCUGUUAGCCAAUCCAGUGUUGCACUUCACUCUCUCAACACAGACGUUUUAUGUUUCAAAUGGAAUAAGCCAUAGAGCUAACACAUUAAACGUAAAGCAAAUGAUAUGUCUGCUAGGGUUGUGUAAAUGUGUGCAUAUGUCUGUACAAGCUUAUUGUAUUUAAGCCUGAGAGGUUUGUAGGAGAAUUCUUUAAAAAGCUGGUCGAUUGUACAAAUGGUAUUUUGCUGUAGACCUUUUUAUGGGUAGAUGUAGCAACACAAUGUAGGUCCUUACAUUAACAUUCAUUUAAGGAUAUGUGGCGAACUAGAAUGCACUUGGUGCUAUUUCUUUGUAUAAUGUAGGUGAUGGCCCGAUACCCAUGAUACCACAAUGAACAUUGCAACAUUCUUAUUUAUUCAAUUAACUUAAUGUCAUCAUAAAUAUGCAUUUCAGUUAUGAAGUUAUAUCAUUUCUUACAUCAUGAUCUAUGGAACAACCUGUGUGUGUGUGGGCCAAAUAUCUGUUAUUUUGCAUACUUGUGUUUAUAAGGUGUAUUAUAUUUUCGUCAAUAACUUGCAUUUUUAAUGACUGAAGUAUUCUUUUAUGUCUACCAGUAUUUUCUUUUCUCCCCUGUGGAUGGUCACUUAAAUCUGGCGUUUUAGUCAGACAUAUUUAAAUAAAGAAGCAGUAAUGAUAAA
Molecule: messenger RNA, 6554 nt
Organism: Hemibagrus wyckioides
Lineage: Eukaryota; Metazoa; Chordata; Actinopteri; Siluriformes; Bagridae
Gene: heg1
Product: heart development protein with EGF-like domains 1
Exons: 13
Coding region: 197-5662 (1821 amino acids)
Biological process (GO): heart development
Molecular function (GO): calcium ion binding
Source: RefSeq, a predicted model, not a curated record